AUGAGUCGAUAUUCGAUGAAAUGCGAUGGUUUUGAUCAGGGGACUGGAUAUUUACCGGAAGCUCUUCGCGGCGUUGCUCGAAAUCAUCUAGCAUCUUUCGACUACUUUUUGGAUCACGGCCUUUCUGAUGUGGUUAGGUGCCUCGACAACAUUAGCAUCCAGCCUUCAGGCGCUCAGAAUACAUCGUCAUCGCCUCGCUUCAAGAUGUGGUUUGAAAACAUCAGUAUAGGGAGGCCAAUAAGGGAGGACACUACAGCGGUGCGUGCCCGUGACCCUCGCGUUUUCCCACGCGAAUGUCGUGAGUCGUCAAAUACCUACAAGGCGCCUAUGUUGGCAACAGUUGCCUGGACUUUCGGGGAUGUCGGCGCCAUCUUUCGCCGAGAAUUUCGCAUAUGCAUGUUUCCCGUCAUGGUUGCAUCGAAGGUCUGUAAUCUAUUUGGAUUCUCCCAAGAUGAACUUAUCUGUAGGGGCGAAGAGGGUCAUGAGAUGGGUGGGUACUUCAUCUUAAAUGGAAACGAGCGAAUAAUCCGGCUGCUUGUCCAGCAACGAAGGCACUACAUAAUGGGAAUGAAGCGAAAGGCAUAUUCAUCUCGAGGGCCCAUUUACACUCACUAUGCAACUGCUAUCCGCUGUUCAGCCAACGAUGAGCAUACAAGCACAGUUCGCAUUCAUUACACAUCUGAUGGAUCUGCUAGGCUUGUCUUUGUUCAUCGUCGAAAAGAAUACUUUGUCCCCGCUGGAAUCAUACUACGCGCACUUGCAGAGUUUUCAGAUAGUGUCGUGCAGGCGAUUGUAGCCCGUGGUCUCACCGGUUUGGGAGCUCAAGUUUUCGCUAUUGAGCGCAUCAGAAUCAUUCUCGGUGAAGCUGCCACUUUUGGUAUUCACAACAAAGUUCAAGCUCUGGCUUAUCUUGGUGAACAUUUUCGCGCACAGCUUGAUGCGAACCCGUGGGAAACAAACUUUGAUGUGGGCAAACGCCUGAUUUGUGAACACAUUUUCAUACACUUGCAAAGUGAUGAGGAUAAAUUCAACCUUGUGCUACUUAUGAUGCAAAAGCUAUACGCUCUUGUUGCCGGACAAUGCUCAGCGGAUAAUCCUGAUUCACUAAUGCAUCAUGAAAUUUUGCUGCCGGGAAUUUUGAUGCAGAUUUUUGUUCGCGAGAAGCUGCAGGAUGCGCUGCACAAGGCAAAAAUUGCUUUGAAUAGAGAAUUUGAGGAGAACCCGAACCAUGCUUCAGCGGAUGAUGGAGAGUGGCUCUCGCAAGUUGCAAUUGAGGCGAUCACGAAAACAAAUAUUGGAAGACUUGCUGAGUAUUUUCUCGCAACGGGCAACCUUUCUAGUAGGACAGGACUUGGACUUACACAGACAAGUGGCUUCACAAUAGUUGCUGAUAAACUAAACUACAUGCGUUACAUUUCACACUUUCGAUCAGUUCACCGUGGUGCUUAUUUCGCAGAGCUUCGAACAACGACUGUUCGGAAAUUACUGCCAGAGUCAUGGGGCUUUCUAUGCCCUGUGCAUACUCCUGAUGGUAGCCCAUGUGGACUAUUAAAUCACUUGGCUGCUUCAUGCUACAUACACGUUGCUUGUGAAAGUACUGGGGAGGCAAGAGACCGAGCCAGGAGCCAGGUUUUAAAAGUGUUGUCAUCAGCCGGCGCACUAAUCUUGCAUGGUAGCACAAGUCUUGGAUCUGCUCCUCCGGCACACCUUACAGUAAUGCUUGAUGGACUGAUCCUCGGCUUUGUAGCCGAUUCAGAUGCGAAAGUCGUCGUCUCAGCUCUCAGAGCUGCAAAGGUUUCUGGGUCAAAUGGGGUAUCUUCACAUCUUGAGAUUGCGCACAUACCAUUGUCUUCUUGUGGCUAUGGUGGAGCAUUUCCUGGGCUAUAUUUAUUUUCAACAUCUUCACGCAUGAUGCGUCCGGUCAUACAGCAACAAAACAGAAUCACUGAAAACAUUGGGUCAUUGGAACAGGCAUUCAUGUCAAUUAGAUGUCCAGAUGGUAGACAAAAACCAACCUGCAUUGCAGAACACGCACAUGAAGAAAAUGGACCUGGGACAAUCCUAUCCGUAGUUGCGAGUCUUACUCCAUGGUCGGAUUUCAAUCAGUCACCGCGAAACAUGUAUCAAUGUCAAAUGGCCAAACAAACUAUGGGCAUGCCACUACAUUCCUUUUGCUACAGGCCCGAUACAAAAAUAUAUCGUCUACAUACACCUCAGCGUCCAGUUGCCAUGACAGGGCAAUACGACAAAUAUCAGAUGGACAAUUAUCCUUUGGGGACAAACGCAGUCGUUGCUGUCAUUGCGCAUACCGGAUAUGACAUGGAAGACGCCAUGAUUGUGAAUAAAGGAGCCAUGGAAAGGGGCCUUGGUCAUGCAACAUUAUACAAAACGGAGACGGUGACGUUGGUUGCUGGAUCAGACGAAAAUUUUGGUCAAUGCAAUGUGAUACAGCAGAAAUUGGGAUCACCUAUUGCAUUUACGGAAAAGCAUCCAUUCGACCCUGACAUUGACACCGACGGUGCACCUCGUCCAGGAUCCAUAAAACAGGCCGGCUCGACAUUGUGCAGUGUUGUUGAUCGCAGUACAGGGCGAGUUAGACUUCACAAAAUCAAAGGCAGUGAUCAUGUGAUCAUCGACCGUGUUUCCAUUAGCAGUGGAAAAGCUAGCAAAGGGCAGACAGAAACAAAGAUGUCAGUAACCGUCCGAUGUGAUCGUAACCCAAUCAUUGGAGAUAAAUUCAGUUCGAGGCAUGGACAGAAAGGUGUUCUGUCAUUUCUUUGCCCGGAAGAAGAUCUGCCGUACAUUGAAAAGUCUGGAUCUCGUCCUGAUAUACUCAUUAACCCCCACGCAUUUCCUUCUCGCAUGACGAUUGGGAUGCUUCUGGAAAGUAUGGCAUCAAAAGCGGGGGCGCUCGAUGGUCGCUUCAUUGACGCAAGCCCAUUCCAAGCAGCCAAUGAUGAAACACAUAUCAUAUCACCCACUCGCGAAUACGGUGAAAUGCUCCGCAAACACGGGUAUAACUAUAGCGGAAGUGAAACAAUGGUCAAUGGUCUUACAGGAGAGCGAUUUGAUGUUGAUAUCUUUGUUGGUCUAGUAUAUUAUCAGAGGCUCAGGCACAUGGUGAGUGAUAAAUUUCAGGUCCGUUCUUUAGGCCCAAACAACCCCUUGACUCAACAGCCAAUUAAAGGCCGAAAAGCUGGGGGCGGCAUUCGGUUUGGAGAGAUGGAACGCGAUGCACUAAUUGCCCAUGGAUCGUCAUAUCUGAUACACGACCGAUUGCACGCCUGCUCCGACCGUCAUGUUACCUCAUUGUGCACUUACUGUGGUAGCUUACUCGCCCCGGGUGCAAACAUCCAAAUGGCCGCAACUCAUCAAGUACACGCCAGUGGCGCUGGAAAUGGGCAGGGUCGUUUACAUUCAUUCGACGAUAUAUUUCCUCGAAAGGUGUCGUGCAGAGUCUGCAACACUGGGACCGGAGUUCACAAUGUUGCUCUGCCAUUUGUUUUCAAAUAUCUUGCUGCAGAACUUGCUGCCAUGAACAUACGAAUAGGAUUGGAGGUCGGUGACGAUAGAGUUUGA
This is a messenger RNA of Micromonas commoda, 3579 nucleotides long. RefSeq lists its product with no specific name. Gene Ontology annotation, biological process: DNA-templated transcription. Gene Ontology annotation, cellular component: RNA polymerase I complex; nucleus. The coding region runs from base 1 to 3579 and encodes 1192 amino acids. The transcript is spliced from 3 exons. The record is from RefSeq and is a predicted model, not a curated record. Gene Ontology annotation, molecular function: DNA-directed RNA polymerase activity; DNA binding; ribonucleoside binding. Lineage: Eukaryota; Viridiplantae; Chlorophyta; Mamiellophyceae; Mamiellales; Mamiellaceae.